AUGGAAAAAGCUGACAAAGAGACUCACGAUUUCAUGAACGUGGAGUCUUUCUCUCAGCUUCCCUUCAUCCGCCCCUCACUGCUCGGAGAAAAAAGCAUUAGGCUCUUUGGGAAAGAAUUUGGUGGUGGCGCCGGUGCUUCUGCCGACUCAUCCAUCGUCAUCAUCAACGACGAGUCAGAUUCAAACGACACCGCCGCCGUCGUCCAGGAGGAAUCUAAAGAAACCGGAGAAAGUAACCGGAAAUUCGAGUGCCACUACUGUUGCAGAAACUUCCCAACCUCUCAAGCUUUAGGAGGCCAUCAAAACGCACAUAAAAGAGAACGACAACACGCCAAACGAGCUCACCUUCAGUCCACCAUGUUCCAUGGAAGCUUCACGGAGGCACAAAUGUACGGUCUUAUGAAUUACCACCGUCUCACCGCCGCACCCACCCACGUACCACCCUACUACCACCAACAACAACCACUUUCCUGGCGCCCAAAUACUGCCAGUAAUCUUUACAGUGCUACUAGCAUUACCAACAACAGUAACAGGUUUUACGGAGGGAUUACAACUUCAAGCUCUCAUCAAACACCCAUCAAUGGCAGUCCGUUGACCGUGUGGAGAUAUCCGACGGCUAGAAGCUCGACAUUUUCUGACAGCUUGAAGGUGUCAAGAAUUGGAACUGGGAGUAAUUCUCAGAUCCGAUAUCCGUAUGAACAGAAGCCUAGUGUUCAAGAUCAAAUACACCUUCCAUAA
Messenger RNA from Lactuca virosa, 738 nucleotides. The record is from the annotation of a GenBank genome assembly. NCBI's taxonomy places the organism in Eukaryota, Viridiplantae, Streptophyta, Magnoliopsida, Asterales, Asteraceae.